Messenger RNA from Sarcophilus harrisii (Tasmanian devil), 3796 nucleotides. RefSeq names its product glutamate ionotropic receptor kainate type subunit 4 (gene GRIK4). Gene Ontology annotation, cellular component: postsynaptic membrane; presynaptic membrane; plasma membrane. The transcript is spliced from 21 exons. Lineage: Eukaryota; Metazoa; Chordata; Mammalia; Dasyuromorphia; Dasyuridae. Gene Ontology annotation, biological process: synaptic transmission, glutamatergic; monoatomic ion transport; modulation of chemical synaptic transmission. The record is from RefSeq and is a predicted model, not a curated record. Gene Ontology annotation, molecular function: transmitter-gated monoatomic ion channel activity involved in regulation of postsynaptic membrane potential; kainate selective glutamate receptor activity. Bases 465 to 3335 code for a protein of 956 amino acids.
UCGCUCUCUCGCUCGCUGGGGCCGGACACAGACUGCCUUCAGCUGCCGGCGGAUCGGGCUGGAGCCGCGGCGGCGGCUGCUGCGGAAGAAGGGGGGGGAGGGAGGAGGAAAACAACAGCCCAGCAGCCGGCUGACCCGCGGCGCGGCCCCCGGUCCAGCCCCCCCGGAGUUCGGACCCGCUCAGGAGAACGAUCUAGAGAGACACAUGGGCACAGAAUGGAGCCAGUCACCAACACUCCACUCUGAGUGCUGCACAUGAGGGACUGGGAACCUUUCUACUCCCUGUGGCAGAACUGUGGAUGAGCAUCAAGGAGAGUCUCUGAAUAGGAAAAGGCUUAGAUCACACCUUAAACGUGGGAAAAGAUGGCUGGCAGGAAAACCGAGCAGCAAUAAGAGAGCCGGUGGCAGCAACAGAGUUAUGUCAUGCCCAGACCAGUGGAGGGCUCCAUGAGGAUUCAUAGAAGAUGCCCCGGGUCUUGGCGCCUCUGGUGCUCCUUCUGGUAUGGCUCAUGACAGUCGCCAGCAGCCCUCAUGCCCUGAGGAUUGCCGCAAUCCUGGACGACCCGAUGGAGUGCAAUCGAGGUGAGAGACUGUCCAUCACCCUGGCCAAGAACCGAAUCAACCGGGCUCCUGAGAGAGUAGGGAAGGCCAAGGUGGAGGUGGACAUCUUCGAGCUGCUGAGAGAUAGCGAGUACGAGACUGCAGAAACCAUGUGCCAGAUACUCCCAAAGGGGGUAGUAGCUGUCUUGGGACCUUCUUCUAGCCCUGCCUCCAGCUCCAUCAUCAGCAACAUCUGUGGGGAGAAGGAGGUGCCCCAUUUCAAAGUGGCCCCUGAGGAAUUUGUGAAGUUGCAGUCCCAGAGAUUCACCACCCUGAACCUCCAUCCCAGCAACACGGACAUCAGCGUGGCAGUCGCUGGAAUCCUGAGGUUUUUCAACUGCACCACAGCCUGCCUCAUCUGCGCCAAAGCAGAAUGCCUUUUAAACCUGGAGAAGCUGCUCAGACAAUUCCUUAUCUCCAAGGACACGCUCUCCGUCAGGAUGCUGGAUGACAGCCGGGAUCCUACUCCACUCCUCAAGGAAAUCCGGGAUGACAAGACAGCCACCAUCAUCAUCCAUGCUAAUGCCUCCAUGUCCCACACCAUCCUCCUGAAGGCAGCUGAACUGGGGAUGGUUUCAGCCUAUUACACAUACAUCUUCACUAAUCUGGAGUUCUCUCUCCAGCGAAUGGACAGCCUCCUGGAUGAUCGAGUCAACAUCCUGGGAUUUUCUAUUUUCAAUCAAUCCCAUGCUUUCUUCCAAGAGUUUGUACAAAGCCUCAACCAGUCAUGGCAGGAGAAUUGUGACCACGUGCCCUUCACUGGGCCUGCACUCUCCUCAGCCCUGUUAUUUGAUGCUGUCUACACUGUUGUGACCGCAGUUCAAGAGCUGAACCGAAGUCAGGAGAUUGGUGUGAAGCCCCUGUCUUGUGGCUCAGCACAGAUCUGGCAGCAUGGUACCAGCCUCAUGAAUUACCUGAGAAUGGUAGAAUUGGAAGGUCUCACCGGCCACAUCGAAUUCAACAGCAAAGGCCAGAGGUCCAACUAUGCCCUUAAAAUCCUGCAGUUCACAAGGAAUGGCUUCCGGCAGAUCGGUCAAUGGCAUGUGUCCGAGGGCCUCAGCAUGGACAACCACCUCUCCUCCUCCAACAUCUCCGACAGCCUCUUCAACACCACCUUGGUCGUCACCACCAUCCUGGAGAACCCAUACUUAAUGCUGAAGGGGAACCAUCAAGAAAUGGAAGGCAAUGAUCGCUACGAAGGCUUCUGCGUGGACAUGCUUAAGGAACUCUCGGAGAUCCUACGCUUCAACUAUAAGAUUCGUCUUGUUGGGGAUGGAGUAUAUGGUGUGCCUGAAGCCAACGGCACUUGGACAGGAAUGGUCGGGGAGCUGAUUGCUCGGAAAGCAGAUCUGGCAGUAGCUGGUCUCACUAUCACAGCGGAAAGGGAGAAGGUGAUCGAUUUCUCCAAGCCGUUCAUGACUCUGGGAAUUAGUAUUCUUUACAGGGUUCAUAUGGGUCGGAAACCCGGCUAUUUCUCCUUCCUGGACCCCUUCUCUCCCGGAGUCUGGCUCUUCAUGCUUCUCGCCUAUCUGGCCGUCAGCUGCGUGCUCUUCCUGGUGGCGCGGUUGACACCCUAUGAAUGGUACAGCCCACAUCCUUGUGCCCAGGGCCGGUGCAACCUUCUGGUGAAUCAGUAUUCUCUGGGAAACAGCUUGUGGUUCCCUGUUGGGGGCUUCAUGCAGCAAGGUUCUACCAUUGCCCCACGCGCCUUAUCUACCCGAUGUGUCAGCGGAGUCUGGUGGGCAUUCACUCUGAUCAUCAUCUCAUCUUACACGGCCAACCUGGCAGCUUUCCUGACUGUACAGCGCAUGGAUGUGCCCAUCGAGUCUGUGGAUGACCUGGCUGACCAGACAGCCAUUGAGUAUGGCACAAUUCAUGGAGGAUCCAGCAUGACCUUCUUCCAAAAUUCCCGCUACCAGACAUAUCAGAGGAUGUGGAAUUACAUGUACUCUAAGCAGCCUAGUGUGUUUGUGAAGAGCACGGAAGAAGGGAUUGCCCGGGUGCUGAACUCCAACUAUGCCUUCCUGCUGGAGUCCACCAUGAAUGAAUACUACCGCCAGCGAAACUGCAACCUCACCCAGAUCGGGGGCCUGCUGGACACCAAGGGCUACGGGAUAGGGAUGCCAGUCGGGUCUAUAUUCCGUGACGAGUUUGACCUAGCCAUUCUUCAACUUCAAGAGAACAACCGCCUGGAAAUUUUGAAGAGAAAAUGGUGGGAAGGGGGGAAGUGCCCCAAAGAGGAAGAUCACAGAGCCAAAGGCCUGGGAAUGGAGAAUAUUGGUGGAAUCUUUGUGGUUCUUAUCUGUGGCUUAAUUGUGGCCAUUUUUAUGGCUAUGUUGGAGUUUUUAUGGACUCUCCGACACUCAGAAGCAACUGAGGUGUCAGUGUGCCAGGAGAUGGUGACCGAGCUGCGCAGCAUCAUCCUGUGUCAGGACAGCUUCCACCCGCGCCGGAGGCGCGCCGCCCCGAGCCGCCCGCGGGCCCCGGUCCCCGAGGAGCGGCGGCCCAGGGGCACGGCCACGCUCAGCAACGGCAAGCUGUGCGGGGCGGGGGAGCCGGACCCCCUGGCCCAGAGACUGGCGCAGGAGGCCGCCCUGGUGGCCCGAGGGUGCACCCACAUCCGGGUCUGCCCGGAGUGCCGGCGGUUCCAGGGCCUGAGAGCGCGGCCGUCGCCGGCCCGCAGCGAGGAGAGCCUGGAGUGGGAGAAGGCCACCAACAGCAGUGAGCCGGAGUAAAGCGGCCUCCGAGCGCUCGCCACCGCUGGGACAGGGAGGGGGCAGGGGCAGAUCGGGGGCCGCCGCGCGGGGCCCAGUGUGGGGGCUUCUCGCCGUCAAAACCACCACGAUUUCUGAAGGAGACGCAGAGAUCCCAGGACCUGAUACCCGGCCUGAGGCGGGGCCCACACACACACCUGGGUCCCUCAAAGGACUUUGCAACUGACAAGCAAAGGGGACGGACGCUCUCCCUCCCAGACUCAAAGGGCCUGACUUUUCUCCCAAGGGCCUUUUCUCCUUUAAGGCAAAAAGACGCUGUAUGUCGCGGGCUGCGGAGGCCCGCCCGGACCCGUCCAGCUUAGAGGACAGAAUUCUGGGGUGAAUUGCCUGGCCUAGAAAAGGGCGAUUGUACCCUGGGUCCGGUUCUCACAGAGAGAAUUAAAACUCACCAGGGAAGUUUUUCUUUUCUGGAAUUCGAGUUA